Messenger RNA from Paramecium octaurelia, 413 nucleotides. The record is from the annotation of a GenBank genome assembly. NCBI's taxonomy places the organism in Eukaryota, Ciliophora, Oligohymenophorea, Peniculida, Parameciidae.
CUCAAAUGGGAACUGCUUGCUCUUUAAAUCAAUCAUCUAUUGAAUAAUCUCCUCAGCUACUAUUAGAUCAUUUUGAUAUCAGAGCAUAUCCUUUCUAAUGCAAUGCCAAACUAUAUACUCAUUGCCCGACCAAAUAAGACAUAUCUAAAAUCUUAAUCUAAAAAUCUAAAGAGUUUAUAGAUGACGAAUUACCUUCGGAUUCUAAUGGAUCAUUUUUGGAAAGUUCUCACAGAAGAACAGCAUCUUAAAAUACAUAACGAAACAGCCUUGAUUUCUCAAUAAAUAAGACGGAAACAUAUAAAAAAGGAAUACUUAGACGACCUUAAUCUUAAAAAACGAUAAGCUAAAAAUCCUGUUAACAAAAUUAACAGAAGAAAGUACAUUUCUAAAAGUCUAGAUUUGUCCAUAUGUGA